UGGCAGGGAGGAGAGAGAGAGAGAGAGAGAGAGAGAGAGAGAGAGAGAGAGAGAGAGAGAGAGAGGACAGAGCGGGGGAAGGGAGAGCAAGAGCAUAUUUUGCCUGUAUCCUUUACAAGCAUCCACCCCACAGUAUAAGCUACACAGGUGAAACAACAUGGACCGUCUCAACACCACCUCUCUCCCGUGGCUUCCUGACGCUGCCCCCCUGUCCCAGGUCUCCCUGCAGGUUCAAGAGGUGUACCCGUUCCACGACGGCUGGAACAUAGCGUGCUUCGUCAUCCUCCUCCUCUUCAUCAUCACAGUAGUCUCCCUGGCAGCCCUGGCCUUCCUCUACGAGCUGCUGGACUGUGGCUGCUGUGUCAAGGGGAAGACCCAUCGUGACCUGAUGGAGGAGGAAGGACCCUUCCAGAACAUGGUGGAGAAGAUCCACAGUCCCACGGGGUCACAAACCGAGGUGGUGUAAAGGGGUUAAGGGGUCGUUGCCACAGUGACCAGGGCCAAGCAGGAAGUUAGGUCAUGACCGUUGACCCUGAAUCUGAACCCGAGACUGACUGUGCUGUGUGCUCACAGUUGGAGAAUAGUGAGAAUGCACCUUCGUAUGUGUGAGAUUGUGUGUGUGUGUGUGGAAUGGUGGUGUAAUCUAUUCAAAGCACAUCAGCAGGGAAGGCAGGAGAGAAGAAGAGCUCUCCUUUGCCAAGUCCAGGGGUUUUGACAAGUCUAUUAUUCGACGGAUGUUUAGCCUAGCCUGCAUCUUCAUCCAUCACCACAUUGUAAAGUACAAGACAUACCAUUCCAGACAGCUAAAGACACAGAGGAGAUCCACAAUGAUAGGCAACCCUCUAGGACCCAACAGAGCAAGAAAGUCACCCAAAGUCAACGACCAAGAUGACCAAAAAUUAAAGUAACUGUCGUAGUGUUUCCAGAUUUCUAUGAAAGUUUUCCUUUACAAAAAAUAGUAAUUAAGUUAAAAAGCAGCUUUUCUGUGUUGGAAUGGUGUGGGCGUGUACUGGUUAUUAAAAAUAUUAAUGGAGCAGACCGCUGGUUGGCCAUCUCAUCCUGCUCAGGAUGAUGACCUCAUCCUAUAUGAGGAAAUAACAAGCGUUUUUUUAAAUGGUCUGUUUGAGAUCCAAGUUGGAGGUGGGGGGUUUUGAAGUGUUUUUUUCUCCAAUUUAUGAUUUGACCACAAAUACGAUUAUGGGAAUUAAUCAAAAACAUUAUGAGUUAAGCUCACUUUUAAAGUUAAUAUUCUGUUUUCACUGGACAGUUACUUUAAAAAUGUCAACAAAAGAUCCAGCUACCACAGAAGAAGUCCCACAUUUUAAUGUAAUUUACAGAUUGUUUUUAUUCAAUGCCCUAGUGCUUUGACUGCCUUUGUAGUGAAGAUCUCAUCCAUUUGACAAAAACUGUUCACAACUUGCUGUGUAGUAAUGAUGUAAUCAACAUGUUGCCUGUGAUAAUGUCACCACUCACCAACAUAUUUUAAACCACAGCCAAGUGGCCAUGAUACUACUCUCUCUUGAAGGGGGGCACCUGUACACACACCGAUGUAAAUAAAAUAACCUACUUGCAUUGAGCACAAGGUAUUAUUUCACUUGCCUAAAAUGAUGAUGUUGAUGAAUAAACAAUUAUCACGUAAGAAAUACAAA
Salmo salar (Atlantic salmon) is the source of this 1649-nucleotide messenger RNA. The record is from RefSeq and is a predicted model, not a curated record. NCBI's taxonomy places the organism in Eukaryota, Metazoa, Chordata, Actinopteri, Salmoniformes, Salmonidae.